Messenger RNA from Aspergillus wentii DTO 134E9, 1379 nucleotides. RefSeq names its product alpha/beta hydrolase. Bases 291 to 1181 code for a protein of 296 amino acids. Gene Ontology annotation, molecular function: hydrolase activity. NCBI's taxonomy places the organism in Eukaryota, Fungi, Ascomycota, Eurotiomycetes, Eurotiales, Aspergillaceae. The transcript has a single exon. The record is from RefSeq and is a predicted model, not a curated record.
GCUGACCUUAAUGCCACUUCUUGUCGCUGCCGAUAAAAGUAUAAGAACGAUCAUAUGCCACCUAGAUAGAAGCAUCUAUUCCAUUCUCAACUUUCGUUCAUCUCUAUUACUCACCUGAAUAAUACCACAACAUCAUCAUGAAGUUGACAAGCAACAUUGCCACCUUUAGCAUCAUGGCAUCCAUCCAUGCCAUGUCAGCUAUGGCACAGAACAUGUCGUACGGAGCCGACAAUUUCUACCGCAGCGACAAUGUCACCCUUCACCCCAUCACCUUCAACAACCAGUAUCGCAUGACGAUCACCGGCAACCUCUUCGUCCCCGACGACAUGACUGACAGCACCGAUGUCCCGGCCAUCAUCGUCGGCCACCCCAUGGGAGCAGUGAAAGAGGAGGCCGCAAACCUCUACGCCACAAAGUUGGCCGAACAGGGCUUCAUCACGGUCUCCCUCGACCUCUCCUUCUGGGGCGGCAGCGACGGUGAGCCGCGCAACGCAGUAUCGCCCGACCUCUACGCAGAGGCAUACAGCGCGGCAGUCGACUAUCUCGGCACACAGGACUUGGUCGACCGCGAACGGAUCGGUGUCCUCGGCAUCUGUGCCAGCGGUGGUUAUGUGAUCAGCGCGGCCAAGAUUGACCCUCGUAUCAGGGCCAUCGCGACGGCAAGCAUGUACGACAUGGGCGCUGUCAGCCGCAACGGACUGCGUCAUUCGCAAAGCCUCGAUCAGCGCAAGGAGAUUAUCGCCAGUGCGGCGCAGCAGCGCUGGACUGAGAUCAACGGCGGCGAGGUCCAGUAUACCGGCGGCACCCCAAACCAGCUCACAGCAAACUCGAGCGCAGUAGACCGCGAGUUUUACGACUUCUACCGCACGUCCCGUGGCGAGUUCACGCCUGCUGGCUCGUCGCCGAAUCUCACAACUCACCCAACGCUGUCGAGUAGCGUCAAGUUCAUGAACUUCUACCCCUUCAACGACAUCGAGUCAAUUUCGCCGCGACCUAUCCUCUUCAUCUCGGGCGACCAGGCACAUUCGCGUGAGUUUAGCGAAGAUGCCUACUCGCGUGCAGCUGAGCCAAAGGAGCUGUUCUGGGUGCCUGGUGCUGGUCAUGUUGACCUGUAUGACCGCGUGGAACUUAUCCCAUUCGGCAGAAUCACCCAGUUCUUCCAGACUAAUCUCGCUAACUAGGGUGUGAGUCUUGCGGAACGUGGUCUGUUAUGCCGCUCUAUUGUGGAAUCUUCCGGUCGAGAAGCUGUAUUGGACGGCAUCUAUGAUUGGUCAGUUCAGUUUGGAAAAGGCGAUUUACAUUUACCUUAAUGUACAAUUAGUCGAAAUCAUUUAGAAGGCCAGUCUUCAAUAAAUUAAUCUAGAGGAUGAAAGUUCUAC